This is a messenger RNA of Aspergillus fijiensis CBS 313.89, 1543 nucleotides long. RefSeq lists its product as uncharacterized. The record is from RefSeq and is a predicted model, not a curated record. Lineage: Eukaryota; Fungi; Ascomycota; Eurotiomycetes; Eurotiales; Aspergillaceae. The transcript has a single exon. The coding region runs from base 91 to 1305 and encodes 404 amino acids.
GUAGUACUUCACUCGUGGGCGUCGAUCGUGGGUCCCCGACUAGACUAUCCACGCUCAUACACUCCUACCCUCCGACGGAUUGUCACUGCCAUGCCCGAUAUAGACAUCCCGAACAAAUUUGAAAACGACACGUCCCUGCAUUCCCUAUCAACAACAUAUCACCCCGAGGACGAAUUUGAACAGGCGUGCGAGAUCCUGCUUGAGCACGACCCUCCAGCAGACCUCAACGCGCAGACCCGCCGGGAUGCCACUCCUUUGUCGAUCGCAUUCGAGACCAAAGACGACCCAGCUAGGCGUGGUCUCUUCCUGUUACACAAAGGUGCCUCACCAACGCUUUUUACGGAUCAAGGUAAAGAUAUCUUUUUCGCCAUCGCCAACAAUGCCAUUCUUCACGAUAAAGACACUUACGACCUGAUCACCGCUGUCCUGCAAUAUAUCUGUUCUGGCAGAUCCGCCACAGAGAGUAAGGCGAAAGGCACCGGGGACAUUCAUGAGACUUACCAGAAACUCUUCCUCCCCAAUCAGGGGGCAAUACACAGUCUCAUAGCCGCCGUGGUCCGCGGCAAGGUCCGGACUACCACGCUGCUUCUUUCUUUGGGCUUGCGGUCGCGCCUGAAUGACCUUGAUCCAAGCAAGCCUCGUGGCUUUACUGUCCUCGAUCAUGCCCUGCACUCCGCCGAGCUCAGCCGCCGGGCCCAUAUGGAGAAACUGGCCAUGUACAAACCGGGUCCAGCACAGCGGGCCGCUGUAGACGACCAGGUCGUCUAUGACGAUGGGCAGGGUCCGCCUGCUCGAGCUGCAGAAGCAUACCAUGCUUUUCCGGUGGUGCUGCGCUGCCUGUGCGAGGAAGGUGCAAAGCGGGCUUGUGAGUUAGAGAUGUCGGAUAGCCAUGCUGAUGGUGCUGGUGCUGUAAUUGAUGGCACGUAUAUUCAACAGCAACAAUGGUGGGAUUGGACCUCCAUCUAUACAUAUAAGUUUACCCCGGUCACGCAGCCACAUCGGGAGCGGUGGGAACUCCUUUACGAGCUGGCAAGAUAUCCGGUCGGUUGGAAGGAGGAACAGAUCGAGGAGUUGGCGGAGCGGUAUGCUGCCGAAAUCUGGAGGCCGGAUACCCGCUUUCUGGAGGAAGAGGAGGACCGGCAAUUUGUUGGCGCGGUGGUGGCUAAGAUUGGAGUGGUGGAUGGCGGUGGGGAUGAUGAGGGCUCGGUGGUGCGGUUAGAGGCAGUCGAUCCGCUCAAGGGCAAGGUGGAGGUGACUGUUGGGGUUGCGGAUGGGAGGGUGGUUAGCAAGACAAAGAUUAAGUGAUGUGCUAGAUGUAUGUGCAAAUCUGUUGUUGGAUUUAGGUUGUUGAGAAUUGACUUCGAUGCAAUUUCUAGACUGGCCCUGUCCAGUUUCCUGGAAGGGUCUUAGGAUGUCCGCCGUGGCAUUGAGGAUAGACGAAAGGCAACCCCGCUUCAAGACCCACUGGAAGCCUUCAUUGAGUCCGUCUCCCAUUCCAUACCCUAGCUCUGCGACCAAAUGUGCGCCGCCGGUGAUAUCGGUG